Messenger RNA from Cynara cardunculus var. scolymus (artichoke), 2757 nucleotides. Its product is annotated as auxin response factor 4. The record is from RefSeq and is a predicted model, not a curated record. The coding region runs from base 187 to 2526 and encodes 779 amino acids. Gene Ontology annotation, molecular function: DNA binding; protein binding. NCBI's taxonomy places the organism in Eukaryota, Viridiplantae, Streptophyta, Magnoliopsida, Asterales, Asteraceae. Gene Ontology annotation, biological process: response to hormone; regulation of DNA-templated transcription. Gene Ontology annotation, cellular component: nucleus. The transcript has 12 exons.
CUUGCUUUUCCUAAUCCUUUCCCAUGAUUUGACUUCAUUUUCUCCAUAUUUCUUUACCCUCUUCAAGAAAUCUUUAUUUUGCCCUUAUCCCAAAACCCCCCACCUUUUUUCUUUUGUUUUCAUCCUAGUUUCAAGAAUCACUUGUUUCUUUGUGAAAACUGUCGAGAACUGGAGUCGGGUUUUGCAAUGGAAAUUGAUCUGAACCAUGCAGCGAGUGGGAUUGAGGAAGUUUAUAGUGUUGAUUCGUGUGGAAAUGGUGGGGAUUCGUCUUUAUCAGCUUCCUCAAACUCCUCAAAUUCAUCCUUAAAGUCAUCAAAUCCCAAUUUUUCAUCCUCAAUUUACAUGGAACUUUGGCAUGCUUGUGCUGGCCCUCUAACUACUCUUCCAAACAAAGGAAAUGUGGUUGUUUAUUUCCCACAAGGUCAUCUAGAACAAAUUGCAUCUCACUCCUCUAUUCAGUUUUCACCCAUUGAAGUACCCUCUUUGGGACUUCACCCUCAAAUUUUUUGCAAAGUUGUGGAUGUUCAGUUACUUGCCAAUAAGGAGAAUGAUGAAAUUUAUACAAAGAUUUCACUUCUCCCACUACCAGAGGAAAAUUUGCAAGAAGGGGAGGAAGAAGGUGGUGGUGGGACACUCACAAAAUCAACCCCUCAAAUGUUCUGCAAAACGCUAACUGCAUCUGAUACAUCUACCCACGGUGGAUUCUCUGUGCCUAGAAGGGCUGCUGAAGAUUGUUUCCCACCUCUGGAUUAUAAACAGCAGAGGCCAAGCCAAGAGCUAGUGGCCAAGGACCUCCAUGGUGUGGAAUGGAAGUUUAGGCACAUUUAUAGAGGCCAACCGAGGCGGCAUUUGCUUACUACAGGGUGGAGCAUCUUCGUAAGCCAGAAGAAUCUUGUUUCUGGGGAUGCAGUUCUUUUUCUAAGGGGAGAAGGAGGCGAACUAAGGCUGGGAACUCGAAGAGCCACUCGACCAAGAAAUGUUCUUCCUGAUACAAUCAUGCCCAACUCCGAUUCCUUCACAGAUAUUCUUGCUCCUGUAGCUAAUGCAGUAUCUGCCAACACCAUCUUUCAUGUUUUCUACAGUCCCAGGUCUAAUCGAGCAGAUUUUAUUGUUCCUUAUGUGAAGUAUAUAAACUGCAUCAGCAAUAUGAUAACGAUUGGAACAAGGUUCAAAAUGAGAUUCAGUAUGGAUGAAUCUCCUGAAAGAAGGUUCAGAGGUUCUGUGACCGGUGUAAGUGACAUGGAUCCUUACAAAUGGCCUAAAUCAAAAUGGAGAUGCCUAACGGUGAGGUGGGAUGAAGAUGUUGGUAACAACAAUCAAGAACGGAUAUCUCCAUGGGAGAUUGAUCUUUCUGGUGCGCCUGUGCCACUUUUGAGCAUUCACCCGUCUCUAAGAUUCAAAAAAAUGCGGGCAAAUCUGCACCCAUCUGAACACCCCAUGGCGGGAUGGGGUGGAUGUUUAGACUUCGAGGAGUCCACAAGAUCCUCUAAGGUCUUGCAAGGUCAAGAAAAUGCAGGUGGGAAGAUGAACAACCCCUUAAACUUUGGGGUACAACCCUCGAUACAUUCGGGUUUUUCCCCAAAUCAGAUGUUAUUGACGGGAAGAAGUACAAAUAUCGUUGGCGAACUUGUGAGGGCUCAUCAUCAACCACCUUCCACUACCCCCUAUUCAGGCUUUAUGGGAUCUAACAACAGUAGAUACCCAAAGGUCUUGCAAGGUCAAGAAAUUUGCUCAUUGAGAUCUUUGACUGGGAAAACCAACGGUUCUUGGGGUGCACCAAGAACCGAUCUUGGUAUGCACCAAAGGCUGAGUAAUCCCGGUUUCUAUCCACUUGGUUCUGAAGGUGGUAGGAACUUCUGUUUUCCAAAUCCGGGUUCUGUCAUGCGCACAAGUCUCCCUGGAUUCCCAAUCAAUCGGGCGGCUUUUGGAAAUGGAGUUGCAGCCGAUGAUAUUAAUGGGAUACAGCUGCAGCCUCCAGUUGAGCUUGGGAAAACAACGGUCGAUCCGAUCAUGGAAGCUAAUUCAGGCAGUGAGAAAGAUGAUGGUGGUUCUGAUAGCAUGGGGAGUAGUUGUAAACUAUUUGGUUUUCACUUGAAUGGAGGUGCUCCUCCAAUACCAGAUGCACAAAGUUUAAGCAAGAGAAGCUGCACUAAGGUUCACAAACAAGGAAACAAGGUCGGAAGGGCCAUCGAUCUCUCGAAAAUGUCGAGUUAUGACGAAUUAUUUAGCGAGCUAGAGACACUCUUUCAAAUGGAAGGCGUGUUGAGCAACCGUGUUGGCACAUGGCGACUACUGUAUACCGAUGAAGAGAACGACAUGAUGGUUGUCGGUGAUGAUCCAUGGGAUGAGUUUGCAAGAAUGGCUACAAAGAUUCACAUACACACAAAGGAAGAAGUGGAGAAACUGAUGAGUGGUGGCGUAAUCAGCGACGACACCAGUUGUUUGGAGGAAGCUCCGGCGAUAGCCAUGGUGGAUACGGCUAAGAGUGGGUCUGCCGGAGUAAUUCUCCGGUCACCAUCACAGUGAUGAUAUGGUGAUGGUGAUGGUGAUGGUGAUGGUUUUCUUUAGAGUGCAUGUUUAAUUAUGCUACUGUUUUGUGCUUACUAAUUAAGCCAACAAAUAUGGAAGUUUGAUUAGCUUUUGAGGUACCUUGUAUUAAGCCAACAAAAUGCUUUAACCUUUUGAAGUAUUAAGCCAGCAAAUUGGUUGUUAUUAAGCUAUCCUUUAUAAUUUCAGAAAUCUAAAGAAUGCUUAAUU